UUAUGUAAUUGAGGCGCCUGCAUGUGAGACUGGAAGGAGGGAAUUUAAAGCAACUUUUCUCUUCUGCUCACUCCUUUCCAGCAAGAGGAGAUCCAAGUCUGCAGCUGGAAAUAACAUCAAGGUCCCGAGAAUGAAGAUUGCGGUCAUCGGUCAGAGCCUGUUCGGCCAGGAGGUUUACCAGGAGCUGAGGAAGGACGGCCACACCAUCGUUGGGGUUUUCACUAUCCCAGACAAGGACGGCAAGGCCGACCCGCUGGCCACUGUGGCAGAGAAGGAUGGCGUCCCUGUUUUUAAGUUCCCCCGUUGGCGAGUGAAGGGUCAGGCCAUCCCAGAGGUGGUGGACCGGUACAAGGCUACAGGAGCAGAACUCAACGUCCUGCCCUUCUGCUCCCAGUUCAUCCCCAUGGAGGUCAUUGACCACCCCAAACAUGGCUCCAUUAUCUACCACCCCUCGCUGCUGCCUCGCCACAGGGGAGCCUCGGCAAUCAACUGGACCCUCAUCCACGGAGACAAGAAGGGAGGCUUCACGGUGUUCUGGGCUGAUGAUGGACUUGACACUGGACCGAUUUUGCUGCAGAGAGAGUGUGAUGUUGAACCUAAUGACACGGUCAACACAAUCUACAAGAGAUUUCUCUUCCCAGAGGGCGUCAAAGGCAUGGUCGAAGCGGUCAGGCUGAUCACUGAAGGGAAGGCCCCACGUAUCACACAACCUCAAGAGGGAGCCUCUUACGAGUGCAUUCAGAAGAAAGACAACUCCAAGAUUGACUGGAACCAGUCGGCGGAGGCCAUUCACAACUGGAUCAGAGGAAACGACAAAGUGCCAGGGGCCUGGGCAGAGGUCGACGGAGAGAAAGUGACUUUCUUUGGCUCGACUUUGGUGGACAAUGGCACUGUGGCCAAUGGCCAGCCUCUGGAUAUUCCUGGAGCCAGCCAGCCCGGCAUCGUCACCAAGGCUGGUCUGGUGCUGUUCGGAAAUGACGGCAAGACGCUGCUGGUGAAGAACCUGCAGUUUGAGGAUGGCAAGAUGAUUCCAGCAGCCCAGUACUUCUGCUCCGGGGCCAGCACAGCUGUGGAGCUGACCGAAGAAGAGAAACGCUUUGCUGAGCAGAUGAGGGCGGUAUGGAAGAGUAUCCUGACCAAUGUCAGCCAGAUUGAAGACUCCACAGAUUUCUUCAAGUCUGGUGCAGCUUCGAUGGAUGUGGUCAGGCUUGUUGAGGAAGUGAAGCUUCGUGCCAGCACCUGCCAGCUGCAGAACGAGGAUGUUUACAUGAACACCACCUUCCAGGAUUUCAUCCAGAUGUGUGUCAGGAAACUACGGGGGGAAGAUGGGGAGGAAGAGCUCGUGGUUGACUAUGUGGAAAAGAACAUUAACAACAUGACGGUAAAGAUCCCCCAUCAGCUGUUCAUCAACGGAGAGUUUGUGGAUGCAGAUGGCGGAAAGACCUACAAGACCAUCAACCCCACUGACGGCACAGCCAUCUGUGAAGUGUCUCUGGCCCAGAUCAGUGAUGUGGACAAAGCAGUCGCUGCUGCUAAGGAGGCGUUCGAAUCGGGGGAGUGGGGCAAGAUGAACCCGAGGGACAGAGGAAGACUCAUCUACAAACUGGCAGACCUGAUGGAGGAACACCAGGAUGAGUUAGCUACUAUUGAAGCUAUGGACUCUGGAGCCGUUUACACUCUGGCCCUCAAGACUCACGUGGGCAUGUCCAUCCAGACGUUCCGUUAUUUUGCUGGCUGGUGUGACAAGAUCCAGGGCAGCACCAUUCCCAUCAACCAGGCCAGACCCAAUCGAAAUCUGACUUUCACCAAGAAGGAACCAAUUGGAGUGUGCGCCAUUGUGAUUCCGUGGAACUAUCCGCUGAUGAUGCUGGCAUGGAAGACCGCCGCCUGCCUGGCAGCUGGAAACACCGUCGUCCUCAAACCAGCUCAGGUCACUCCGCUUACAGCGCUCAAGUUUGCUGAACUGGCAGCAAGAGCGGGACUGCCCAAAGGGGUGGUUAACAUUCUCCCUGGAUCAGGCGCUCUGGUGGGCCAACGUUUGUCUGACCAUCCUGACGUGCGAAAGCUGGGCUUCACGGGUUCUACAGAAAUCGGCAAGCACAUCAUGAAGAGCUGUGCAGUCAGUAAUGUCAAGAAGGUUUCCUUGGAGCUGGGAGGAAAAUCCCCUCUCAUCAUCUUCGGUGACUGUGACAUGGACAAGGCUGUCCGCCUGGGCAUGAGCUCCGUGUUCUUCAACAAAGGAGAGAACUGCAUUGCAGCUGGCCGGCUGUUUGUAGAGGAGACCAUCCAUGACCAGUUUUUGAAAAAAGUGGUUGAGGAGGUUAAGAAGAUGAAGAUUGGUGAUCCGUUGGACCGCUCCACAGACCACGGCCCUCAGAAUCACAAAGCCCACCUGGACAAACUCUUGGAGUUUUGUCAGAUUGGCGUAAAGGAGGGAGCCACCCUCGUCUACGGAGGAAAGCAGGUCCAGAGACUCGGUUUUUUCUUUGAGCCCACGGUGUUCACUGAUGUGCAGGACCACAUGUACAUCGCUAAGGAAGAGUCAUUUGGUCCCAUCAUGAUCGUUUCCAAGUUCAAAACAGGAGAGGUGGACGACGUCCUGAGGAGAGCCAAUGCUUCAGAGUACGGACUGGCUUCAGGAGUUUUUACCCGGGACAUCAGCAAAGCUCUGUAUGUGAGCGAGAGGCUCAACGCCGGCACUGUCUUCAUCAACACCUACAACAAAACAGAUGUGGCCGCGCCCUUUGGGGGCUUUAAGCAGUCCGGAUUUGGCAAAGACCUGGGUCAAGAGGCCCUGAAUGAAUACCUGAAGACAAAAGCAGUGACCAUCGAGUAUUAAGUUCCCUUCCAGCAGAGGGCAGCAUCUCUGGAGACAUCUUGGUGGAUGGAUGCAGACCUAAUGAUACUGAUUAUUCUGGUUGUGCCUCAACAAACUGAUCAAGUCCUGUAAAUGUAUCCAAUCAUUUUGGUUGGUGAGGCGUGUUUAUCUAGGAAAAAAGAAAAAAGAAAGAACAAUAGACUAAAAGACAAAUAAAUUUGUCAAAACCAAAGACUGAUUACAGUAAAAAGAGAGAAUAAAACUGGAAGAGUAAUAGUUAGCUAGUAGAAACCUCCUCAUAAUCCCUUAUUUAAAGGUAAAUGAAAGCAAUAAUUAUAAGUUAUAAAUGUAAACACUUUCGAAAAAGUGGAACACUUUGAAUUUGUGUAAUCUUAGUGUUUCUUUGUAUUAUUAAUAUCUUAGGACAAUAAUUGAUGGAUGAUAUAAUAAUAAUAGAAUAAUAAAACAUAUUUCAGGACUUGCCUUUAGAUCAAACAAUAAAUUACUAUGUUUUUUUAAUUAUUAUUUUUCUUGCACUAGUCAGACUUGCUCUGACAUUUACACAGAAAACACCAAACUCUGAAAAUUCAUGAAUAAAUGUAUUGUUAAACCCAGAAAUUACUCAUAAUUGCCAGGGAUAUGAAUAUUUUUGGGUGUAGCUGGUUUUAUAAAGUUCCAGUUUGUUUUCUCCAUGUGACAGGGGAUCCCUCACCGAUUCCUGACAUGCACCGGAAAGAAAAUCCAUACAUACACAAAUAAAAAAUUAUAUUUAACUCAGAAAAAUUGCCAGAAGUGGGAAGAGUGCCCAAAAAUUGUACUCGUGUAAAAGUAGCGCUACUUCAAGUAAAAGUGAAAAGUAACUGUUCAAGUACGAGUAAAAAAAAAAACAUUUGGUAAAAAAUCUGCCCAAGUACUGAAUGAUCACUCAGUUAAUAUUUAAAAAUGACAUUGUGACAUCUACCAACAUAUACAUGUAAGUGGAAAGUUUUGUAUUUUAAGAAUGAAAAUGACAAUAAUACAUAUAAGAAAAAAAUAUGAAAAUCAGUUUCUUAUAAUAAUAAUAAUAAUAAUAAUAAUAAUAAUAAUAAUAAUAAUAAUAAUAAUAAUAAUAAUAAUAAUAAAAACUUCUGAAACUGUAACAAAAACUGCAGCUGUGUGUCUGUGUCUGGUGAUUAAAAAAACUCUUUUUUUU
Molecule: messenger RNA, 4010 nt
Organism: Poeciliopsis prolifica (blackstripe livebearer)
Lineage: Eukaryota; Metazoa; Chordata; Actinopteri; Cyprinodontiformes; Poeciliidae
Gene: aldh1l1
Product: aldehyde dehydrogenase 1 family, member L1
Exons: 23
Coding region: 131-2839 (902 amino acids)
Biological process (GO): biosynthetic process; 10-formyltetrahydrofolate catabolic process; one-carbon metabolic process
Cellular component (GO): cytoplasm
Molecular function (GO): formyltetrahydrofolate dehydrogenase activity; aldehyde dehydrogenase (NAD+) activity
Source: RefSeq, a predicted model, not a curated record